CGAAUUAAUACUGAAACGGAACUUUGUGAGAGAGGUGAAUGAUGCUCUAGUGGUCAGUGGAUAAAAACAAAACAAUAACAAAAACAACAAAAAACAAAGUGACUACGCUACUACUUUUGUUUUAUGAAGCUUAACGCCUGCUUUUUCCUAAGUGACGUCCCUGACUCCGCCCCUGUUUAGAAUGUCAUGGGAGUGCCAAAACAAAGGGCAGGACAAGGGAACCAAGAUGGGAGACAGCUUUCUAGAGCAGUUAAAGGCAGACAGCUGGUUCCUGAAGUCGGACCGGCGCCUGGACACCGAGCUGGUGGAUAAAAUCAUUCUGCAGCUGAAUAGAAUCCACCCCCAGAUCCUCACGGACAAGGAGGCCACCAAGUUUCGAGAUCUGGACGUACCCACAUGUUUGCGACUGGCCGAGCUGCUCACACACCUGCAGGAGAAAGGAGAGGAAGCGUGCCGAGAGUUUUACCGUGCGCUUCACCUGCAUGUGGAGGAGGUGUAUUAUAGCCUCCCUACACGCCUCCGCCGCCGCCGGGAAUCUGCUGAUCCGGUGCUGAGACCCGCCUUCAGACCCACUGAGAGAUACACAUUAAACCAACAGGGUCCUCUGUUCUUUCUCAGCUGUUUCAGUGCGGCUGUAGGAGCAGCGUUACUGUAUUAUUACGGAGAUGUGAAGGCAGUGUCGGGUUCGAGCAGCGCUCUGGGCUUCGCCGCUCUCAGGUUUGGGAGGAAGAUCCGGGAGGUUCUGAUCUGGUACACAGAUGACGGGCGGGGCCGAUAACCUGGCGCUCUCCCAGCUGUUACAGAGUUUUACACUAUAACAUGACGCUCCGCUUGCCUGUAAACGCACAGCAGGUUUAAAGUGCCUUACCUUUUUUUUUUUCUUUUUAAAGGAUCAGUUACAUACCGUUAAUGAGAUGAGGGAACACGCCCACAGCUGUUUAAAACUCCUGUCCUUUUGCUUAAGGCUGUAACAUUUUCCACUACAAAGUUUUUAUUUCUCUCCGAGUGUGUGGAGCUCAGACUGCCGUCACUGAGGCGUGUGUGUGUGUGUGUGUGUGUGUGUUUUUACACUGACAGGGUCUGUAAAUGACUAUGUGUGUUAGAGCUGAGGAAACACUGCAGAACCAGACAGAACAUUUUGAAUUGUUACACCAGUGUGUCUUCACAGGGACGUCCAUGUCCACUAAUCUGUGCCUAAUUUUUAAUUUGUUCAGGUAAAAAAAGGCACUAAAAAGCUCAUGAUGCUCCAAAAUGAGGUGCUGCUGUGGACAUGUGACAGAGAGACAGCUUAAAAAAAUAUCGAUAAAGUUUUAUUGUAGACGUUUUAAGUGGUCAUCGCUGAUGUGGACACUAGCUGGCUGUUUUAUCUUCCUCUACACUACAAGAACCGAACUGAGACGAGUCGGUGACCCUGCGCAUGGUCCGAGGAAUCCCUCGAAACCUGUCCUUUCCUAAUUCGAAUGUCACUUUGCCGCAGCAUCACUGGCUAAAAAACCCUGCAUGCUUUUCUGUCAGCAGUGUGAGUAUGAGGAUCAUAUAAUAUAUAAUGAUACAAUAAAAUCUGAGACAGAGACAGAGCUGGAGCCACAUUACUGACUCGGAGCUUGUCCCAGUGAACGCGUCCUCCAUCUGAGAAAACAUCAGGCCGCACAGCUACACGUCCACACGCAAGCGGCAGCAGCAGGGGGAAACCACACGGUGGCGCCAUGUGGGCAUUUUUAACUUAAAACCCACACUAAAGUGCUUAUUAAGAAUAGUAGACUUUAUAAAACAAAUCUGUUCCAGCUAGAACACUAACCUGUGACAAUCCUACAGAACAGCUCUGGCUUUCAGUACUGCAGGCUGGACUGGAAAAAUGAGAGCCUUAGACUUGAUGAAAGCAUUAAGGUUCUUCCUCUAACUUUUUCUUCUUCCUCAGCGUUUUAAUAUAAACGAGGCAUUUGUAAGGUUUCAGCUUUGACGUAAUGCUUUAUAUUUUUAUGAAAGUUUGUUCAGUCUCUUAUGCAUUUCAGUUAACCGCUACAGCUGUAUACGGCCGUCACACGUAACACUGUGCCUUAUCUUGUCUUUUUAUUUCUACCAGUUUUACAAAAAAAAGAAAGAAAACAAUAAAUCAUCCAAAUGUC
Molecule: messenger RNA, 2126 nt
Organism: Hemibagrus wyckioides
Lineage: Eukaryota; Metazoa; Chordata; Actinopteri; Siluriformes; Bagridae
Gene: card19
Product: caspase recruitment domain family, member 19
Exons: 6
Coding region: 182-778 (198 amino acids)
Cellular component (GO): mitochondrion
Source: RefSeq, a predicted model, not a curated record